Messenger RNA from Phytophthora nicotianae INRA-310, 1089 nucleotides. RefSeq lists its product as hypothetical. The transcript has 5 exons. Gene Ontology annotation, biological process: cellular response to unfolded protein; protein refolding. The record is from RefSeq and is a predicted model, not a curated record. Bases 1 to 1089 code for a protein of 362 amino acids. Gene Ontology annotation, molecular function: heat shock protein binding; misfolded protein binding; ATP-dependent protein folding chaperone. NCBI's taxonomy places the organism in Eukaryota, Oomycota, Peronosporomycetes, Peronosporales, Peronosporaceae. Gene Ontology annotation, cellular component: cytoplasm.
AUGGCAGAGCACGAGAAAGUUGAUGCUGCGCUUCUGGCUGGUGUCACGGGGUUUCUGGCCAAGUACAAUACGCCAAACCACCAGCAAGGCAAGGCAUCCUCUGCAUUCAGCGACGAUGAACUGGUAAUAAAUAUAAACCAGCUAUUAGCGGAGAGCGAGGUGUUGCUGUCAGCCAUAGAAAACCUGCCGCAAGAGCAGAUAGCUCCUGCCGUUCUCUCUAGUCUCAACGUUGUUACUUCCGUCAGUAGUCAACGAGACACAACCAAGACGGACCAACUUUUGUCUGAUCAGAGACGGAAGCAUCGGAAUAUACAGGCAGCUAAGCGACGCCAGAGAUACCACAAGAAGACUGCAAACUGCUCAGAAAAGGAGAAAAUGCGCUACGCCGACAAUCUGUCGCUGAGUGCGUGGAGAGCCAUUGCUGUGCUUCAGAAAGAGAAGCGUCUCGAGGCUGAGCAGAACCACAAGCAACUAAGAUCAGCUGUAGUCGAACGAGCGAGGGUGAUACACCAAAUGAAGAUGUUGUUGCAACGUUUCAAAGCGGAUGAAGGAAAGAAUGAAUCACGUGAAGACGGAGAUCAGCGCUUCCUGUUCAAAGCUUUAGUUGGUGAACUGGACGCGAUUUAUGCUCGGACGCAUCAGACCAUUCGUGAAGCGAACUUUAAGAUAUGCCUGGCCGAGGCCUUCAUCGGCAAGGAGAUGAAGAACAUCGUUGUCACGGUGCCGGCAUACUUCAACGACUCGCAAGCCGACAGCCUCCACCAUCGCAUUCGGCCUGAACAAGAUGGGCGACGAGCGCAACGAGCUGAUCUUCGACUGGGCGGCGGCAUCUCCGAUAUGUCGAUGCUGAACACUGAGAAGGGCAUCUUCUUGGUGAAGGCGACGGCGGGGGACACGCACCUAGGUGGCGAGGACUCUGAUAACCGCCUGAACCGGUUGUCGUCAGCGCAGACGUACAUCAAGAUCGACUCGCUGUUCGACACCAUCGAGUUCAACUCGAUCAGUACGCACGUGCGCUUCGAGAACCUGUGCAGCGACGACUUCCGCACGACGAAUGACCCCGUGGGGAAGGAUCUGCGUGCCUCAUAG